Messenger RNA from Galeopterus variegatus (Sunda flying lemur), 1556 nucleotides. It is a transcript of the gene WDR55, whose product is annotated as WD repeat domain 55. Bases 32 to 1183 code for a protein of 383 amino acids. Lineage: Eukaryota; Metazoa; Chordata; Mammalia; Dermoptera; Cynocephalidae. Gene Ontology annotation, molecular function: protein binding. The record is from RefSeq and is a predicted model, not a curated record. The transcript has 7 exons.
UUCAGCAGCUCGCCUCACAAUCCUCCCUGGCAUGGACCGCAAGUGUGAGGAGAGGCCCGCAGAGGAUGGGAGUGACGAGGAGGACCCUGACCCCAUGGCAGCCCCGGCGCGGAUCCGGGACACCCCCGAAGACAUCUUGCUGGAAGCGCCGGCCUGUGGGCUGGCGCUCCAUCCGGCCCGCGACAUCCUGGCAGCAGGGGACGUGGACGGGGACGUGUUCGUUUUUUCCUACUCUUGCCAGGAAGGAGAAACCAAGGAGCUCUGGUCCUCAGGUCACCACCUCAAGUCCUGCCGAGCUGUGGUCUUCUCUGAAGAUGGGCAGAAACUUGUUACUGUCUCCAAGGACAAAGCCAUCCACUUUCUAGAUGUGGAGCAGGGCCGACUGGAAAGACGUAUUUCCAAGGCUCAUGGUGCCCCCAUCAACAGUGUGCUGCUGGUGGAUGAGAAUGUUCUGGCCACUGGGGAUGACACAGGUGGUGUCCGGCUCUGGGAUCAGCGGAAGGAGGGCCCCUUAAUGGAUAUGCGUCAGCAUGAGGAGUACAUCGCCGACAUGGCUCUGGACCCAGCCAAGAAGCUGCUGCUGACAGCCAGUGGGGAUGGCUGCCUUGGCGUCUUCAACAUCAAGCGACGCCGGUUUGAGCUACUUUCAGAGCCUCAGUCUGGGGACCUGACCACUGUCACCCUCAUGAAAUGUGGGAAGAAGGUGGCCUGUGGCUCCAGUGAAGCUACCAUCUACCUCUUCAACUGGAAUGGCUUUGGGGCCACAAGUGACCGCUUUGCCCUGAGAGCUGAAUCCAUUGACUGCAUGGUUCCAGUCACUGAGAGUCUGCUGUGCACUGGCUCCACUGAUGGAGUCAUCAGGGCUGUGAACAUCCUGCCAAACCGUGUGGUGGGCAGUGUGGGCCAGCAUGCUGGGCAGCCAGUGGAAGAGCUGGCCCUCUCCCACUGUGGCCGCUUCCUGGCCAGUAGUGGCCAUGACCAGCGCCUCAAGUUUUGGGAAAUGGCCCAGCUGCGAGCUGUGGUGGUGGAUGAUUACCGACGGCGCAAGAAGAAGGGACGACCACUGCGGGCCCUGAGCAGCAAAGCGUGGAGCAAUGAUGACUUCUUCUCAGGACUGAGGGAGGAGGGUGAGGACUCCACAGCUCGGGAGGAAGAGGAGGAGAAUGAGGAUGACAGUGACUGAAGGGAUGAGCUGAGUCAGGACAGCUCCUCACCAGGCAUGAGUCUUGCUUCCUGGGAUGGAUCACCAGAGAGAAUAUGAAUUUAUAAUACUCUAUUGUGCAGCUUAAGAAGAUGCAGACAAGCCCAGGACUCCAGGCACUGAUGAGAGCACCUGUAGUGGCUGCUCACUCUACCAGUGUAAGACAAACCCUAAGUUGGCGCAGGACAGCACAGACAUGUGUACACCAACCAGGGGUUUAAUAUAAAUACAACCAGCAUAGAAAAACUCAAAACUAUACAUAAACCAAAACCAGAUGCCAAGAAGUGGGGAUAAAGGCAGAAUUUCUGACCCUUUGGUUCAGCUGACCCUCCAAAUAAAAUCCAACCAAAAGAAA